AUGAAAUGUGACUGACUUACCGUCGGUGUUGAAUAUAUGGAAGAUUUAAUUUUUGAACAUUCUUAAAAGAGCACCUAAAAUAUUCUCGAAAUGGCGUGCACGGCGUUUAGGUUAAAAUUUAUUCUAAAGCAAGCAUUGCGAGUAAAUUAUCAAACGUAUCGUAUUGCUGGUGUUAGGAACUUUUCUUCAAAAGAUGAUGAAAAUUGUGACCCAAAAGAAACUGCAGGGAACACUGAAAAAGCAAAGACUUCAAAGCAUUCAAAAUCUGCUAAAGAGAAGGCUAAAUCAACAGUUAUUGAUGAAUCCAAACAAGCAGCUGCUAAAGAAAAACUUUUGUCCCUUCUAUCAGAAGUUAAGGUAGACUCUAAAGCUCCUAUGCGGUCCAACUUAAAGUUAGCUAGGCCUCCUCCACGUCCCAGUAAAAAAGAACGUUUUAAAGAUUUCGAAGUCGAGAAAACGCCUGCAGAAAAGCUGGAUUUAGCUGUAAAAGGAGUAGCUGAAAGUUUUAAAACAGAUUCUGAAAAAGUAGAAUCGGAACUGAAGGAAAAAUUAAUUUCUAUGAGAUUGUCCAAAGAUGACUCAAUAGAAGUUGAGCAAGAGAGUGCUUCGAAUGAAAUAAUUGAUGAAGAGAUGAAAGAAAAUUUAAUGUCAUCGGUUCAUGAAGUUGCUUCAACUGUGGCUGAACCACCUGUUGCACCCAAAUCAGAACUUACUAGAAGAUUAUUGAGACUUUCACUUGAUAGCAAAAUAACCCCAGAAAAGAAAAAGUCAAUGCUAGAUUUGCUUGAUGGCUUAAGAACAGAAUCAAAAGCUAUGCAUGAUAAGGAGAGAACUAUCAUAGACAAAAAUGAAAUGAGGAAGAAGAGAGCCAGAUUUGAAAGACAAGUUCCUAAAGAAAUUGAUCUAUUUGGAGCACCACCUUUGAAUAUUUUCCCUGCAGAAUAUGAAAGCAAACAAGGUACAAAAAGUGACUUCUGGCGAAAAUUGCAAGAAAGAGAAUUAAAGCUACUAGUACAAUAUGCUCCUACAAAUGCCUUUGAAGAAAUGAUUAUGUGGACUGAACAAGGAAAACAUUGGAAAUUUCCUAUUGACAAUCAAACAGAAAUGGGAGCUGAAGAAAAUGUUGGUUUUAAUGAACAUAUAUUUUUAGAGCAGAAUCUUCAAGGAUUCCCCGAUCAGGGGCCUAUCCGUCAUUUCAUGGAACUUGUUUGUGUAGGAUUGUCCAAAAAUCCUUAUAUAACAAUAGAUAGAAAGAUAGAGAAUAUUAACUGGUUCAGGAAUUAUUUCAUGGAAAAAGAAGACAUCCUCAAGCAGUGUGGAGCAAUUGAUCAAAAUCAUUCAUUUCAAUUACAAAUUACUCAGUAAAAAAUAUUAGGUGUGAAAUACUAUUUUGUGUAUGGAAAUGAGUCUGUCUGUGGAUUAUUUACGUUAAAUGUGCUAAUAAAUAAACUG
Uloborus diversus is the source of this 1452-nucleotide messenger RNA. It is a transcript of the gene mRpS31, whose product is annotated as 28S ribosomal protein S31, mitochondrial-like. The record is from RefSeq and is a predicted model, not a curated record. Gene Ontology annotation, cellular component: mitochondrial small ribosomal subunit. The transcript has 11 exons. Lineage: Eukaryota; Metazoa; Arthropoda; Arachnida; Araneae; Uloboridae. Bases 91 to 1365 code for a protein of 424 amino acids. Gene Ontology annotation, molecular function: structural constituent of ribosome.